Lachancea fermentati is the source of this 888-nucleotide messenger RNA. NCBI's taxonomy places the organism in Eukaryota, Fungi, Ascomycota, Saccharomycetes, Saccharomycetales, Saccharomycetaceae. The record is from the annotation of a GenBank genome assembly.
AUGUCGGAACCUGUGGAUUUAGCUUCGAUUGAAGAAUUUUUAUGUAAUUUGGCAAUUGACGAGGUGGGACCACUAAUCAAAGCCAAGUCCGGUACUCAACACAACUACGAUUUGAAAACCGGAAACCGGGCAGUUGACAUCGUUACGGCGAUUGAUAAGCAAGUCGAAAAGAUAAUUUGGGACCGUGUUAAAAGCAAAUAUCCCGACUUCCAAUUUGUGGGCGAAGAGAGUUACGUCCCUGGCGUUACAAAAAUCUCAGACGCACCAACUUUCAUCAUUGACCCAAUUGACGGUACCACUAACUUUGUUCAUGAUUUCCCCUUUAGUUGCACAUCCAUGGGCCUUACGGUGAAUAAGGAGCCUGUGGUUGGUGUAAUUUACAAUCCUCAUUUGGAUCUUCUUGUCUCGGCCUCUAAAGGCAAUGGUGUAAGAGUGAACGGAAAACCAUUUGAUUACAAGCAUAAGAUAGAUGAGAAGGGCCCUCUGGUGCUGAAAACAUCAGUGGUUGCUCUUCAGCCCGGAUCAGCUCGUGAAGGUCCUAAUUUCACAACUAAAAUGAAAACUUAUGAGGAACUUCUCUCCUGUGACGGCGGGUUCGUUCACGGCUUUAGAAAUCUAGGUUCCAGUGCCAUGACAUUAGCAUAUUUGUGCUUGGGUUAUCUUGAUAGCUACUGGGAUGGUGGCUGCUAUGCAUGGGAUGUUUGUGCAGGUUGGUGCAUAUUAUAUGAAACCGGUGGCCGUAUUGUUGGUGCUAACAAAAAUGAAUGGAACGUCACAGUUGACAACAGAACAUAUCUUGCAAUUAGAGGGUGUUCGGAAAAAAAGGAUCAAGAAAAGUACAUCAAUGACUUUUGGUCUUGUGUACGUGGCGAGCUGAAAUACGACUAA